Molecule: messenger RNA, 737 nt
Organism: Brachypodium distachyon (stiff brome)
Lineage: Eukaryota; Viridiplantae; Streptophyta; Magnoliopsida; Poales; Poaceae
Product: mediator of RNA polymerase II transcription subunit 28
Exons: 3
Coding region: 1-441 (146 amino acids)
Biological process (GO): regulation of DNA-templated transcription
Cellular component (GO): mediator complex
Source: RefSeq, a predicted model, not a curated record
AUGGCAGAGCCGCCGCCGCCGCCGUCGCAGUCGCCGGCGCAGACGCCACCGCCCCCGCAGCAGCAGACACCUGCGGUAUCCGUGCGCGACGACAUGAUGGCGUGCGUGGCUGCGCUGGAGGCGGCGCUGCUGCCGUGCCUCCCCGCGCGCGAGCUGCAGGCCGUCGACCGCUCCCUCCAGUCCUCCCACCAGAUUGAUGUUGAGAGGCAUGCGAGGGAUUUCAUGGAGGCUGCCAAGAAGCUUCAGUCUUACUUCAUCAGCCUGCAGCGCGAGGACCAACCGACGACGGAAGAAAUGCUUCAGAAGGAAAUUGCUACAAUGGAAGAAGAACUGAAGACCAAGUCUGAGCUCAUUGCCAAGCAUAAGAAGCUCAUCGAAGGGUGGCAGAAAGAACUGAAGGACCAGCUGGGCAAGCACAACACCGAGCUCGAAAGAGUGUGACUCUGCCAUGUACAUUCCGAUUUCGUCGACAGUGACCAUGAAUCAUACCUGGCCAAAUGUUAAGUCAUCCCUAGAGAAGUUGUGUCAAUCAAGGCUACCCACCGUAACUGAUGUGUAGGAUCUAACCAGUUAACUGUUGUCUUCCUUUUGGCUAGAAAUUGUUCUUCAAUGACUUUGUUUUCAAUUACCCCAACAAAUCGCCCUGGAUCAACAUGCGUCUGUCUACUUCUCUGAAAAAAUAUGGAUGGUGUACACUUUCUCGUUCACUUGAUUAUGAAACAUGUAUGAUUUAUCUA